Messenger RNA from Chinchilla lanigera (long-tailed chinchilla), 4938 nucleotides. It is a transcript of the gene Plekha2, whose product is annotated as pleckstrin homology domain containing, family A (phosphoinositide binding specific) member 2. The transcript is spliced from 14 exons. Gene Ontology annotation, molecular function: PDZ domain binding. Gene Ontology annotation, cellular component: membrane; cytoplasm. The record is from RefSeq and is a predicted model, not a curated record. NCBI's taxonomy places the organism in Eukaryota, Metazoa, Chordata, Mammalia, Rodentia, Chinchillidae. Bases 196 to 1530 code for a protein of 444 amino acids.
UGUACUCACAUCCGGGGCUGGGUUUUGCCUUCAUGCGAAACGUAAUUAACCCGGAAAAAAGAGCCCGGAGACAGGAGCGAGGGAGGGGGCAAGCCGCGGCACUCUCCGCGUCCUGGGGCUGGGGCCCGGCCCGCGACGACUGCGGGAGGGAGCGCAGCGGAGCACGUCCCAGGGUGAUGUGAGCAGAGCCCAGGAAUGCCUUAUGUGGAUCGGCAGAACCGAAUCUGUGGGUUUCUGGACAUCGAGGAGAAUGAGCACAGCGGCAAGUUUCUGCGGAGGUACUUUAUUCUGGACACCCAGGCCAACUGCCUGCUCUGGUACAUGGACAACCCCCAGUGUUCUGCAGGUGAAGCUGGAGUGUUACUUUUGAAAACGAGCUCCCCAAGGGUUCUGAACCUGGCAGUGGGGGCUGGAGCUGUUGGAUCUUUGCAGCUGACCUACAUCUCAAAGGUGAGCGUCGCUACCCCAAAGCAGAAACCAAAAACUCCAUUUUGCUUUGUUAUCAAUGCCCUGUCGCAGAGAUAUUUUCUUCAAGCCAAUGACCAGAAGGACCUGAAGGACUGGGUUGAAGCCCUGAACCACGCCAGCAAGAUCACUGUACCCAAAGCUGGGAGCCUACCCCUGAGUACCGAAGUUCUGAAAAGCCUAACAGCCCCUCCAGCCCUGGAGAAGAAGCCACAGGUGGCCUACAAGACAGAGAUCAUCGGAGGGGUGGUGGUGCACACACCCAUCAGCCAGAACGGUGGGGAUGGGCAGGAAGGGAGUGAGCCAGGGUCUCACGCCAUCCUGCGAAGGUCUCAGAGUUACAUCCCUACGUCAGGCUGCCGUACUUCCACUGGCACCCCCCUCAUCAAGAGUGGCUACUGUGUGAAACAAGGGAAUGUGCGGAAGAGCUGGAAACGUCGCUUCUUUGCACUCGAUGACUUUACCAUCUGCUACUUCAAGUGUGAGCAGGACCGAGAACCACUGCGCACUAUAUUUCUCAAGGAUGUUCUCAAGACCCAUGAGUGUCUGGUCAAAUCUGGUGAUCUCUUAAUGAGGGACAACCUGUUUGAAAUAAUAACCAGCUCAAGGACCUUCUACGUGCAGGCGGACAGCCCAGAGGACAUGCACAGCUGGAUUAAGGAGAUUGGGGCAGCUGUCCAGGCCCUCAAGUGCCACCCCAGAGAAGUGUCUUUUUCUAGAUCCAUUUCUUUGACUCGACCUGGAAGCUCCAGCCUCACAGGUGGGCCUAACUCUGUCUUAUGCCGAGGGCGGCCACCUGCAGAAGACAGGAAAGCCCUCUGCAAAGCCCCCUCGAUGGCCUGCUCCUGGCAACCUUGGACACCUGUCCCCCAGACUGGGGAAAAGCUGCUACCAGCAGAAGAGACUCCAGAGGACUCUCUGUUCCUACCCCAACUUGCAAAGAGCAGUAUCGCUGGGGUGGUGCCAAGCUCCCGGAUAAGGCACAGAUCAGAGCCCCAGCACACCAAGGAGAAGCCAUUUCUGUUUGACCUUGAUGAUGAAAGCAUACGGACCUCUGAUGUGUGAUGAGGCACAGUGCAUGGGAGGGGAGGGAGAGAGGGAGGGAAGGCUGGACAGAAGGUGGCCAGGACUCAGUUUCCCUGCAGAUCAGAGGCCUUUGUGGUGCUUGUAUUCCUGUGGAUGUACUAUGGAGGGUCCAUGCAGCUGGAUUUUCUGAUAUUAUCAGUGCAGUGUAUUAAUUUGGGAAAAUUACUAGGUUUGACCUGUAGAGUCUUCUCAGCAGACACUGUGCUGCCCCUUGUUGGACUUUUCCAAGAUCUUUCUGGUGGGGGGUUGAUUUAGCAUCACCUCUCUAGAAGCAGUGUAGAGUCCAGUUAUUCCUCUAGCCAAGUUCCAUGUCCUUGUCCUUGUUUUAGUUUUUUCCUUUUGUUUCAAUCGAAGCAUGGAAUCUUAGGCCAGUCUCCUGGUUUCAUCCUGUUCCUGUUACUUGGCCGAAGUCUGUGAAGCAGGAAGGUGGCAGCUAACCCAGCUGAAAGGAGUCGAGGUAGAAGAGACCCAGGCCCUGGCUGGGCUGGGGUCCACUCCAGGAGGUAGUUGAAAUCUUAGCGGUGGAUCCUCCAGGAGACUCCCAGGGAAAGAGAUGGGUGUCUUGUGUGAGGUAUGGGGAAUAAUUCAAUGCAGUGCAUCAGCUGGUUUGGGAAAUUACUCUGUUUUCCUUUUGAUGAUCUGUAACCCCCCAGUGCUAUGAAUGUGGGUGACAGACUACCAGUCCAGUGGCUGUGUCCAACCCCAGGGUGGGCUUAUCAGUGUUAAGUGCUACAACUGUUGGGAGCAGAACAGACAUUUCCUUGAUAUGGUGUUAUUUGAAAUGUGUGGAGGGCUAGUGAGUGUGUGAUAAUUCAUGUAUGUGAUAAUCUCAGAGUUUUAGAAUAGCUUUAAAAGAGAUGCUGAGAAGAGAUGGAUGAUGGUUUGUCCUGCUAACCUUUUUAAAUCCAUGUUUUCCCAAUAGGAAAAAAGUUCUGGUCUUUUUGAAUGAACCAUUGGUCUGAUAUUAAGUGCUGUAGAUCAUAUACCCUGGCAGAUUUGCUUUCUAUCCUUUGUGUUGCACAUUGAAUGCAGCUCUGUGUGCUUGCAUGAUCAAAACCUGUACUUAGCAGUGGGGAGAUACAAAGAUAGCCUUGUAAUAUUUAUAUUCUUCAGUGGAAUAGAGACUGGGCAUAACAACGUUGAUUUAAAGGUUCUAACUUGCUAAUGAGAGAUUUCGCAGGCAGAAGAGCAUAGGAGAUUGCACCCAUAUGGGUUUCCUACCCGUAUUCUGGGGUGUGCCUUCUCCCUUUGGACAGGCACAAUUUCCAGAGCCCUUGGGAGCAUUUAUCUAUCCAGCUUCUGCAGUGACUUGCUAUCAGAAACUUAUGAGGGCUUCCUAAAAGGAGACAGAACUUAGCUCAUUACUAUCUGUAAUUUUUACUUGUUAGAUCAAUUAACUAUAUUUUAAAUUAAAAAUUAGUGACUAGAGGAAGAGACUAAGAGAAGCAUUUGCACCUAGGCAAAUCCCUGAUCCUUUUUAUGUCCACAUCUGAUACACAGGUGAAAACUCGAUGAUAGGGUCAUUUGUGUUUGCAGGGAAGCACGUUUCUUCUGGGCUGCAUGGCCGUUGAAGUAUGGGUCACACGGAGCUGUUUCUGCCUUCAUUGCACUGAAGUGCUCCUUCACUUAAGUUUGGCCUAUGGUCCUGGUCUUAAAAAGAAAGUCUACUGGAUCUCACCCUCUAUCACUAUCCAUUUUCCCUCUCUCUUGUGUACUUUUGUCCUCAGAAAUUCUUAGUUUGGGAAUUAUUUAUUUAUGAGUGAUCAAGGUUACAACCUACUUUAAGUAACCUGAUUUUAAGAAGCCAUUCCAAAUUCCUAAAACCCUUUGUCUCUGGUUGCACCUUCCUAUUUUUCUCCCCCAAAAAACUUCUUGAACUAACCAACAGAAGUGGGCAUCAUGCAACGUGGAUGUGAUGAAAAUAAACUAGAAACUUUUGAAAUCUCUUUAAACAUUCCCUGACUCAUGGAAAUGAUGUCAUUUCAUGUUUAAAUUGUGAAAAUCUCUCUCUCUCUCUCUCAUAUAUUCUGCUAAUUAAUUGGCUAUUAUAGUGAGCUGUUAGGUUUCUUAUUCAGCAAGGUCUAUUUUAAGAGUAUGUUAAAUUAAAAAUAAUCCAGCCUGUAUUAGUGAAGGGGAAACAAGGACUCUAACAAGCAAAUACUUGGACAUACCAAGGUGGAACAUAGUUAAUUUUGUUCUAAUAUCACAAAAGUAUGUUUAUCUUCUUUGAAACCAAAAACAUAUACAUUCCUAAUCUUAUAUCAGAAUUUCUUUUCUGUCCAUAUUGCUUAACCUUCUGACCAAUUUUAAACCACUGUCUUUUAAAGUGAGCCAAAGAUGGUGCACAGAUAACUGAAGAAUUUGCUUUUAGUUAUAUGAAAUGGAAUCAAAUGGAAGAAAUAAGAAAAUAAAAUAGGGAUACAGGAUAGGUGAGUGGUUAAGAGCAUAGGUUCUGGAAUAAAAACCAAGUUAAAAAAAAAAAGAACUGAAAAAGAUACUGCAUUUUCUUUGUGGAAUGAAAACCAUGUUUGAAUCACUCUUUCCAUAAUUGUUCUGAAGUGGUCACAGGCCUGGGUGCAACAAUAUUCCAGGUGGGCUUCUCCUUAGGGGAACUACUUACCAUCUGUUCUUGAAAACUGAUACACUUGCUUGCUCAAGGGCAAGUGAUGGUUGGAGAAAAUAGUUUGCCUUUUGCUUUCUAUGAGACAUGAAAAGUAAUCAGGAGGUGUACACUCUGGACAGCGGCCUCAGGUCACAGUAGUAGAAUUACACCUGUUUCUGACUAGAAUGCUGAGCUCCUGUGAGAAGUAGAGUUAAGGUCCAGCUUCUCAGUUUACUGGGAGCAAAUUAAUUUUUUCCUUUCUGAAUAUAAAUGUUCUUGCUAUGGACUGAAAUGACCUGAUGUGUAAUAGCGGAUUUAGUAGUUGAGCAAUGCAAUUUGAUAGGUUUGUUUUUAGUGUUAACCAGAUAAAUAGGCAUAUGGCAGUGUUAACUGCAUUUUGGAAAUUAGGUUUCCCAAAUCAGCUUUGUUUGUUAACUUUGAACAUGUCAGAAAUGGGCAUGUUUAUUAAAUAUUUUCUACCAACAUCUUUUUUUCUCCUUAGACCUGUUUUCUCUCUUUGCUAUGGCCUGUCACUCAUGCUAGGUAGAGUCUGAAUAAAGCGAGUGUUAGGCAAAAACAUGCAGUUUGAGCCCUUCCCCAUCCGCUUGCCCUUGGUUUUGAAUCAGUAGGUUUCAGCUGUGAAGAGCCUUGCUCUGAGUCCUGAGCUGAGUGCAUGGAAACUUAGGCUUCUCAUUUUCUGUGAUCUGCUAAUUGGUAUGUAGCAAAAAUAAUUUUCUAAAACUGUUUUGUUGCUUGUUUUGUAAUAAAACCAGUGCUGAAAUAUG